Molecule: messenger RNA, 1439 nt
Organism: Arachis duranensis
Lineage: Eukaryota; Viridiplantae; Streptophyta; Magnoliopsida; Fabales; Fabaceae
Product: ABC transporter G family member 1-like
Exons: 7
Coding region: 1-1323 (440 amino acids)
Molecular function (GO): ABC-type transporter activity; ATP hydrolysis activity; ATP binding
Source: RefSeq, a predicted model, not a curated record
AUGACCUUCCCUGACUAUUAUGAGCCUAGUUCUAUUGCUGUUGAAUCUAAUAAUAAUACCAUUGAGGAGGAGGGUAUAUUUUUGACAUGGAAGGAUUUGCAUGUGAGUGUUCCAAGUGGAAAGAAAUAUGCAUAUGGUCGGAAACCAAUAUUGAAGGGCCUAACUGGCUAUGCCAAGCCAGCCCAACUCUUGGCUAUUAUGGGUCCUUCUGGCUGCGGCAAGUCCACCCUUCUUGAUGCCUUAGCUGGAAGAUUGGGUUCAAACACAAAGCAAACAGGGAAGAUUCUGAUUAAUGGUCGGAAAGAAGCACUCGCUUAUGGAACAUCGGCAUACGUAACACAUGAUGAUGCCGUAUUAGCAACACUGACAGUUGGAGAAGCAGUGAACUACUCAGCACAGCUUCAAUUUCCAAACUCAAUGUCGAAGAGAGAGAAGGAAGAGAGAGCAAUCUCUACAAUCACCCAAAUGGGUCUGCAAGAUGCCACCAACACAAUGAUUGGAGGGUGUUUGUCGAAAGGCCUCAGUGAAGGACAAAAGAGGAGACUCAGCAUUUGCAUUCAGAUUCUCACCAGCCCAAGUCUUCUCCUUCUUGAUGAACCAACUAGUGGACUUGAUAGUGCUGCUUCCUACUAUGUCAUGACUAGAAUUGCAAGUCUAAAGGCAAGAGAUGGCAUCAAAAGAACCAUUGUUGCAUCCAUUCAUCAACCUAGUAGUCAGCUUUUUCAACUCUUUCAAGACCUUUGCCUUCUCUCUUGCGGUGAGACUGUAUAUUUUGGCCCAACUUCUGCAGCUACAAAGUUUUUUGCUUCACGUGGCUUUCCUUGUCCACCUCUCCACAACCCUGCUGACCAUUUCUUGAGGAUCAUAAACAAGGAUUUCAAAAUGGUCGAAGAAGACUGUUUCCACAUAGGAAUGAAGAAUGAAGAUACCGUUAAGAUCCUUGUGAAGUUUUAUUCAUCAUGUAAAAUUAAUAAGCAAGUUCGGAAGGAAGUAGCAACAAUAUGUGAAAAAGAAUAUGGUUUUGUGGAGAGGAAAAGAAGACAAGCUUCGUUUAUAACUCAGUGCAACAUUCUUUUGAGAAGAUCUUCGCUACACUUAUUUCGUGAUGUAAGCAAUUACUGGUUACGCAUAGCAAUCUUUACCAUAGCAGCUGUAAGUCUGGGCACUAUCUUCUUAGAUGUCACUUCAAGUGAUGCAUCAAUUCAGGCUAGAGGAUCUCUGGUCUCUUUUGUUGCAUCAGUCCUAACUUUCAUAACCCUUCUUGGUGGAUUCCCCCCAUUUGUGGAGCAAAUGAAGGUAAAGAAUUGCUCUCAAACAAUGUAGUUUAAAAUUGAUUUAAUUCCUAGUUUAGGAUGUAUUGGUGGAUGUUUUAGAUAGAAUAUGUAAAUUGAACCUGUUAUACUAGAGAAUUCAAUUCAAUCAAUUAAUGUAAGCAUAAC